This is a messenger RNA of Patiria miniata (bat star), 6548 nucleotides long. RefSeq lists its product as uncharacterized. NCBI's taxonomy places the organism in Eukaryota, Metazoa, Echinodermata, Asteroidea, Valvatida, Asterinidae. Gene Ontology annotation, biological process: signal transduction. Bases 260 to 3139 code for a protein of 959 amino acids. Gene Ontology annotation, molecular function: protein binding. The record is from RefSeq and is a predicted model, not a curated record. The transcript has 19 exons.
UCGUGAAAUUCGCUCAAGAAGUUUUGGCGGGAGGGCCAGGAAACCUUAACCGGAGCUGAUCCGCGGCGUAGACGUGGAUAAAGCUUUAGAUUAAGUGGGCAUUAUAUUUAAUAUUAAUGUGUCCGCGCUGGUGAAACUGGAUUGGACAGCAGCCGGCGCUAGAACUUGAAUGACAUUUCUUAACUGCCAAAACAAAAGGCAAAGCCAAAGGAAGACAAGUGCUUUGUGAGAUAGAUUCGUCCAACCUACCAAGCGCAAAAUGGAAGUUUCAGAAGCUCAGAACCAACAGGCGCUUGGAGUUGUGAAAAAGUUAUACUCUGUAGUCUGUCAAAAGCUUAGCAAUUCUGAAUUAGAUAAGGUAAAAACAUUCAUACGCAAAAACAAUCUAUGGACACACACUGGAAUCACUGAAGACGAGUUGCAUCGAGCAAAAACAGUGCAAAAGUUUCUCAGUUUAAUGAAUAGGAAAGCAUCGCCUGCCACCCUUCAUGUGUUUCAAAACUUGGCGGCAUUUAUGCAGCACCUGUCUCGGAGAGACAUUCUUGAAGAUAUUAAGUCUGCUAAUAAGGAGAUGUCAAAUAUAGUUGGUCCAAGAGUGAAGAUAGACUGGGCAUCACAAACUGUAUUUGUCCACGUACCUGAGGAAUUAAGAGGGCAGCAAGAGCAAGAAGCUUACAGAAAGGCACUCAAGGAAGGCCACAAGCAAGUGCACCGCACACGACUCAUGAUCGUCGGUCAGGAACGAGUUGGGAAGACUAGUCUUAAGAGGAGUCUCACACAUCAAAGGUUUAACAACGACGAGCCACCCACAGAAGGCAUUGAAUCCUCGGUCUGCAAAAUAGACAUCAAGCACGCAACGUCUUGGUGUCUGCACCAAGAAGGAGAUGAAUCAACCAGUUUUAGGCGUGAAUAUGAAAACACUUUGAGAAGUGAGGCGAGCUUCAACUUUCAUAACUUCUUCAUGCAAAACUACCCAGUUGAUAUUGAGGUGCCACUUGGGAUGCCAGUUAUGCCUACAUAUCCAGUGGAUCAGGCAACACUACCUGCAGCAGCUUCUCCACCUCAGACAGCUAUCCCACAACAAGACGGCAAAGACAGAAACUCGCCAGAAAACGAGCAAGCCCAGAAACCACAGAUAUCAGUUAGAAAAAGGCAUGUCUCUGGUGUGGAAGAACCAAUAGUUUUCAGUGUCUGGGACUUUGCUGGUCAAGAGUUGUAUUAUACAUUGCACAAGACAUUUUUGUCUUCUCGGGCGAUCUACCUGGUUGUAUUCAACCUCUGCCAAGAUCUGGACAAGCCUGUGCCAGUUCCAGCCAGCGCAAGAUCUGAUGAUGCGAGCAGCUCCUACACUGAUAGGAUGACACCAAUCCAGUAUCUGGAUUUCUGGAUGCGGUCAAUAUUUACAUAUACCAAAGAAAACUCCUCAGAGAAGCGAUUGGAGCAGAAGUCCCCGCCAAUCUUCAUAGUUGGGACGCACAGAAAUAGCGUCGGAGGAGUGGAUUUGCCUGACUAUGAGCGCAAACAAAUGAUUGAUAAGAUAUUCACUCGUAUCCGAACUGAGAUCUGCAACAAGCCGUACGUCAGAUUUGUGGUUCAAAACUUCUACGCCAUUGAGAACUCCUUAGAAACCAACAACAGCAAGAUUGCCAGACUUAGAGAGCACAUACAAAGCACAGCAAGGAAAGAGCCUUACAUGGGUCAAUUGAUACCGUUGCGCUGGCUGCAGUUUGAUGACAAAAAACUGAAGGAAGUCGCCAAGAAAGACAGAACACCUGUUUUGACACUAAAGCAGGUAAAGGAUGACUUUGGUGUAAAAGAUGAAACAGAACUAUUGACGAUGCUGAAGUUCUAUCACGAUCUUGGCCACAUUAUAUACUUCGGCGGGGAUGGUGACAAGAAAAGCCAGGCGCUUAAAGAUGUGGUCAUUCUGGAUCCACAGUGGCUGAUUGAUGCGCUCAAGAAAGUCAUCACCAUUACACCUCCAAGAAAACAGAUGGCAGACCACGUCCGGUCUUGGAAACGCCUCAAGGAAGUUGGCAUUUUGGAGGAUAUGCUUAUUGAUUACAUGUGGCGAGAGAUCCUUCCCCACAAAAAGGCCCUGCUGGAUCUGAUGGACAAGUUUGAUCUACUUUGUGAGCGUGUUGAUCAGACACAAGAGGAAGAUUGCAGUAGCCCCUCUGCAGCUGUUACUUCACCCCCAACAUUUCAGCGACAGCAUUCAAAGACCAGUCCUAAAGAUGAGGUCUCGUACUACGUGCCUUCAAUGCUGCAACGGCAGACAUCAACAAGCAAUCAGUCGCAGCAACCUAAGAACGCAAGCGUGUUCUACGUGGACUUCUAUGGAUUCCUCCCAGAUGCAUUGUUCCAUCGUUUGGUUGUACGAGCAUUGAGAUGGUCUCAAAAUAAAGGUGGAAACAACCCUGGGCUACAGUACGAUGCGGCAAACUUCUUUGUAGAUGCCCAACAUGAAUUUGUGCUGCAAAUGGUGCGCAAGAAAGAUCUUGCAUACGUUAAAGUGAGUGUCAUGCGGGCACCAGUCGUUCAUACCCGAAGACGACACUCAAAAAUCGAGAAGACAAAUAUGAGGAAAACACCCUCACCAGAUGUCACAUCCAAGGUACAUGGCUUUGUUGAAGAGAACCUACAUAACUUGCAAGACAUGUGGAUAAAGCGGAUCCACUACUGCAUUAGUGUCCUGUGUCCCAACAAACACAAGGUUCCCCACUUUCUACCACUGGAUGAAUGCUUGAAAAAGACAGAAGUUCCUUGCCGCUUUGAGAAUCCUCAAGCUCUUAUCAGAACAGACAAAUAUCAAGCCAUGUUCAAGCAGGAAAGCUCUGAGGAAGAAAAUUCCCCUCAUGAAGAUAGACCGCCCAUUAUGAGUGAUAUCUAUUUCAGAGAGCUGGCCAAAGACAUCGGGGGAGAGUGGGAGCAGUUGGCCUCAUACCUGAAGUUCAAAAAAGAAGACGUCGACAAGAUUAAGAUUGACCAUAGAGGGGUCAAUGAGCAAAUAUUCCAAAUGCUGGUACAGUGGAGUGAAAAAAGUGGAAAUAAGGUGGACAAGAUGCGAAAAGAGCUCAUCGGUGCAUUAAGGCAGGUUGACAAACCUAAGCUAGCGGAUAAAGUGUGGAAUUACUGAACUGAAAUGUAACUCUUUGCGGCCAACAUAUGUGCAUCUGUCAACUCAGAAGAGAUCUUUUCUUUUUAAGUUUUUUUUUAAGAGAGGUAUAACUCAGACUAUGAAGACUAUAAAUUAAUAACUAAUGUGUGAAAGGCAUUUGCUUGACAUGCAUGAUAGGGAUAUUUAAUUGAAAAACAGCUUCGACAAUUACAACUUGCGUGACACAUGAGAAAGCAUCUCUCAGGUGUUUAAUUCACUUAUGUAUAUUUGUUCAUCACCCAUGUUUAACCAUAUUCAGUGUGGGUAAAACUUUUUAAAAAGUUGCAAGUCUUCCAUAACUCUCCUAAAUAAUCUUGUCUCAGAUUUGCAUAAUGUUUAUAUCGUAAAAUAUAUAUUUUUUUUUCGUGUGUGCGAUUUUGUUUAUGCAAUAUUAAAUUUUUCCCGUUCUCAUUUAAUUUCCGCCCAAUUAAAAAUUCAGGACUGGAACAAAAUCUUGUGUGCAUCAUUAGAAAUCUGGUGCAUUCUAAAAUUGUCUUUGAUUGUUUAUUUCGACCCCAUUAUUCGGUCUGUGUUUGAAUAAUUUAGAUAAAUGUACAUGUAAACCACUGAAAUAGAAUCAUUGGUAACGAUUUCGUAGGUCAAAAAUCAAACAACACAAAUAAAUAUUGUGCCAAAUAUUGUUGUUACCAUUCAAAAUGGAUUUAUUGUCGGGUUAAAUUUGUAUAAUUGAAAUACAUGUAUGUGAAAUAUCAAACAACACAAAUAAAUAUUGUGCCAAAUAUUGUUGUUGCCAUUCAAAAUGGAUUUAUUGUCGGGUUAAAUUUGUAUAAUUAAAAUACAUGUAUGUGAAAUAAGUUCAACUUCAAUUUCACUCGCGUGCAAAAUGAAGGUUUCUUCAGCAAUUUGUAGGUCAACAAUCAAACCACACAAAUAAAUAUUGUACCAAAUAUGACCUUUUUUACCACUUUGAAUUGUCGGGUUAAAUCCGUGUAAAAGUGUACAAUUGAAACAUUGUGAAAUUAUGUAAGUUCAACGUAUACCGGUACAUGUAUAUCUAUUUCAUUCACAUGCAGGAGCAAGCUAGGCCUCUUCAACAAUUUUCCCCAUUGUACUCUGUCCUGUGCUGUUCUUUCCCAUGCAACGCUGGCAUGUUCUCUGUCGUCCAUUCACCUUCUGCUUUAUUUGUAGACCUUUUCCUCUGAAACAUAGGUGUCCACUACUGUUAACCUACACCCUCAAUGGUAACAAAUACAAAGUUAGGGAGACCACUUGGAGAUACCUUCGAACGAAUUACUGUCGGCGCUUGACGCUCGCGCUAGGCAUUACGGAUUUUUGCCAUUGAUCUCCAUAACAGAUACAUAAUGAAGAUCAAUGGUUUUUGCACACUGCAUAAAAUUAGUCAUGCAUAUACUUUGAGCCAUUACUACAUUAACCAGUACGCGAAUGUGGCGACUCCCCCUGCCACUUGGGCUUUCAAGAGGAUACAAAAGGGGGCCAUCAUCGGUCUCGCACGAAGUCUUGUUUGUUUGUUUAUUUUUUAUUUUUUUGUAAUGCCAAAAACAAAUCCUUUCGAACGUGGUGUGUGACCAAACUUUUAAUAUAUACUACAUAUACUUAUAUCUUUUGUAUUUUUCUGUGUCUAUGUGUCGUAUGAAAUUUUCAAAUGUAGAAUGAAAUUCAAAUGUCACCUGAUCUGUGAAUUUUCUGUGAUUUGUUGAAGUGCCUUAUUUAAAAUAUUGGAUGACGCUUGAGUCAUUCCAUAAAAGAUACAAUCUAUCUGCAAUAUUGUAUGAUUACAUGUACUAACAAAUGGGGUGCUGCGUAGCACUAGUGAAGAAGAAAAUGUAAAUUUAAGCAUAGUGCUCACGAGAAGUUGUAGCCGAAUUUUCGGACACGUCCUUCUUCAGGGUGUGAGGUUUCUCUCAUUAAUUAUUUUUUUGUCAUGAUUAGUUUUUAAUUGGUACAUUGUGAAAUGUUAUUACUUCCACUGUUUAGGCAUUUGUGGAUAUGAUUAAGUCUCUGGUCAACAUAUGCGUUGGACUCCCAAUGUAGGGGCCAAUGACUAAUGGCUGACCAUGAGUUGUCAAUGUUCUUUUAGUUCUCCAAAGCGAAAAUCAUGGUCGAUUUUUUCUUCUCCUAAUUUGUAGCUCAUUGCAGUACCAGUUUAAAGUUUUUAUUUUACUAUAACAUUAAAAUAUUUCACUUCUUGAUGCAGCUAAGUGUACAUGUACCUACCCAGUACUUUGUAUUGAUUAUGCCAUCACUGAUGAACAUAAUAUGUCAUGAUGUCAAAUGUUAAUUACAUAUGACUUGCCAAGCUGUUUUAGAAAGGGCUCUGACCAGAUGUACUAUGCUGCAUGGAUGGUGUACAAGCAUUACAUUCACUGUGUGGACUUCCGAUCAACAGAUGUCAACAUAAACCAGUUUUCAGAUACGCUAUGUGGACUUGCUCACGUCCACACAAGGUUUUCCCCUCUCUGGAAAACAGGUUAAGAGGUUUAUCCGUCGCAAAAUGAAGAGAAAUAUUCCAGGGAAUCAUAGGGGGAAAAUGGGUUGAAAGAGUUUUCACAGUUUGAGUACAAUGAGUCUACACGAAGAAAAAGGAAUGUCCACACUAGGUAUGAAACGUAACCAUGUAUGUGCCUUUAUUGUGCCGAAAUAUAUUUCGCUAUAUAGAGGGAGUCAAGAGAAAGUAUUUUUUUAAUUACGUUGCUCCAUUUCAUGAAAAUUUGCAAAAGGCAAAAGACAAAAAUCAAUAUUUCAGGGGGAAAAAGGGUCAACUUGUUCCUCGUAUUAAAAACACAAAAUCUGACAGUAAAAGUAAUAUUUCGGUUUUGACUCAAAUUAUUAAAAUUUCAUUUGUAUUUAAAAGCAUGUGUGCAAUCUGUAAUUCCCACUCAGCUCAAUAGCUUCCAAUGGCACUCUAUGGACAGCUAUAAAAAUAGAUUCUUUUAGUAAAAACAUCAUAACUUCUGAUAGCAUGGAGCAAUUUCAGUAUUUAUUUUAGUCAGGUGAGUGGAAGAGCAUGAUGUUUUGAGAAAUACUUUAUUGGUGCAUCAAAUUUGAUUGCCUUUGAAGAAAAACAAUCAUUACUCCAGAUCACUUUCUUUAUGACUCGCCCUGUAUACCCCGAUAUCUGGUGCAUGAUUGGAUGUGUUCGAAUGGAAUCAAAUAUUGAGAAGACAAACUUAUACAUCAGGAUGAAGUGAUUAUAAUUUCUAUCUGAGAACAUUCCUUUUUGUUACUAUGAAUUGAACAUUUUAUCAAAGAUUGUCACUGCAGUUCAUUUUGUAGAAAUGCAUUAUUUGCACAAACAAAAAUGAAUCCGCAUUUGUGCAUUUUAAAUGUUUUUGGAUACGUAUACAUGUAUAAGAUUACACAGUCUUUAACUUUUAUGACUGAAACAAUAAUAUUGCCGGACUUCCAA